Messenger RNA from Pistacia vera, 405 nucleotides. RefSeq names its product protein SRG1-like. Lineage: Eukaryota; Viridiplantae; Streptophyta; Magnoliopsida; Sapindales; Anacardiaceae. The record is from RefSeq and is a predicted model, not a curated record. The transcript has 2 exons. The coding region runs from base 1 to 405 and encodes 134 amino acids.
AUGGCAUCAGCUCAAACAGCCCUUGAGAACUCUGAAUUCUCCUUACUCAGCGUUCAGGAACUCAUCAAAGAUCCCAAUAUCACUGUGCCAAACGACUACUUUCGUCCCAAUCAAGAGCCUCCAAAACUCUUGAACAGGAACGAUCACUUCCCUGCAAUCCCCACUAUUGACUUGGAACGUUUAGUUUCCGAGGAACGCUCAGAGUUUGAACUAGAGAAGUUGGAAGCAACGUGCAAAGAAUGGGGUAUCUUUCAGUUGGUGAACCAUGGAGUUAGCUCUUCACUGCUGGAGAAGCUGAAAUUUGAGAUCCAAGAAUUUUAUAAGCUUCCUGUAGAAGAGAAAAUGAAAUACAAAAUAAAGCCUGAUGACUUUGAAGGGUAUGGAUCCCUGGCCNUUGCAUGUUAA